Messenger RNA from Glycine soja, 1903 nucleotides. RefSeq names its product pentatricopeptide repeat-containing protein At1g09190. The record is from RefSeq and is a predicted model, not a curated record. Gene Ontology annotation, biological process: RNA modification. The transcript has a single exon. The coding region runs from base 43 to 1494 and encodes 483 amino acids. NCBI's taxonomy places the organism in Eukaryota, Viridiplantae, Streptophyta, Magnoliopsida, Fabales, Fabaceae. Gene Ontology annotation, molecular function: RNA binding; protein binding.
AUAAGUAAGGCGAAGAGAAGAAUUAAUUAAUUGAGCGAGUCAAUGAGCAGAGGCAGGGAGAUAGAGCGCAAAAUUCUACGUCUCCUUCACGGCGGCAAAACCCGCAGCCACCUCACCGAAAUCCAUGGUCACUUCCUCCGCCAUGGCCUCCAGCAAUCCAAUCAAAUCCUCGCCCACUUCGUCUCCGUUUGCGCCUCCCUCCGCAGAGUCCCUUACGCCACGCGCCUCUUCGCCCACACCCACAACCCCAACAUCCUCCUCUUCAACGCCAUCAUCAAAGCCCAUUCUCUACACCCACCCUUCCACGCUUCCUUCUCCUUUUUCUCCCUCAUGAAAACCCGCGCCAUCUCCCCCGACGAGUACACUCUCGCGCCUCUCUUCAAGUCCGCCUCCAACCUCCGCUACUACGUUCUCGGCGGAUGCGUCCACGCGCACGUUGUUCGACUCGGGUUCACGCGCCACGCCUCCGUCCGCGUCGCCGCGUUGGAGGUCUACGCGAGUUGCGAGAGGAUGGGCGAUGCCAGCAAGGUCUUCGACGAAAUGCGUGACCCAGACGUCGUCGUUUGGAACUUGAUGAUCCGUGGGUUUUGCAAGAUGGGUGAUUUGGAAACGGGUAUGAAGGUCUUUGGACAAAUGAAGGAACGGACCGUGGUUUCGUGGAAUCUCAUGAUGUCUUGUUUAGCUAAGAAUAACAAAGAGGAGAAGGCUCUUGAACUUUUCAAUGAAAUGCUCGAGCAGGGUUUUGAACCCGACGAUGCUUCCUUGGUCACGGUGUUACCUGUUUGUGCUCGCUUGGGAGCUGUGGAUAUUGGCGAGUGGAUCCAUUCCUAUGCAAAUUCCAAGGGGUUCCUACAAGACACUAUUAACGUGGGGAACUCGCUCGUGGAUUUCUAUUGCAAAUGUGGCAACUUGCAAGCCGCGUGGAGCAUUUUCAACGACAUGGCAAGUAAAAACGUUGUUUCAUGGAAUGCCAUGAUAUCGGGUUUGGCGUAUAACGGUGAGGGUGAAGUUGGGGUUAACUUGUUUGAGGAGAUGGUGCAUGGAGGCUUUGAACCUAAUGAUUCCACUUUUGUGGGGGUUUUAGCGUGUUGUGCUCAUGUGGGUUUGGUGGAUAGAGGGCGUGACUUAUUUGCUUCUAUGAGUGUCAAGUUUAAGGUUUCACCUAAGCUGGAGCAUUAUGGGUGUGUUGUUGACUUGCUUGGGCGUUGUGGGCACGUGAGGGAAGCUCGUGAUUUGAUUACAAGCAUGCCAUUGAAGCCAACUGCGGCCUUGUGGGGUGCGUUGCUUAGUGCUUGUCGGACUUAUGGUGACAGGGAAAUUGCAGAAAAUGCGGCUAAGGAGCUCGUUCGUCUUGAACCAUGGAAUUCGGGGAAUUAUGUGUUGUUGUCCAAUGUUUAUGCUGAAGAAGGGAGGUGGGAUGAAGUUGAGAAAGUUAGGGUUUUGAUGAGGGGAGGCGGUGUCAAGAAAGUUCCAGGGCAGAGUGCAACUGGAUAGUGGCAACUUGCGAGAAAUAGCUGUCUUUUGGUUGACACAAACUAAAGGAGUUCCCUUUUUUAAUUUAAUGCAUGCAUGCAUGCAUGAUGUUAACUUACACAAAAACGUAGUACCAUGAAGAUUGGAGAAUGCCACCAAUCUCACUGAUCAAGUCCCAACUCCAGACAAUUUUGACAUUUCACCACCACGGCUUUGAAUUAUAAAGGAACCAAUUAUUUAGAUAUGUCAAACUCUUAGUUGGAUGUACUGAUUGGUUCAAGAGCACGCUGGAUACUUUAUCAUGCCUUUUAGAUUAGGUAAUCCAUAUUUGCAGAUUUAAUUUUGGUGGUUUUUAUAUAAAGGAGAAUCCAUGUAGUUUCAACUGAAUCCGAAGCCUGAUUUUUUUUUUUUUUUUUUGUAUUAUUCCAAA